Ruditapes philippinarum (Manila clam) is the source of this 1783-nucleotide messenger RNA. RefSeq lists its product as uncharacterized. Gene Ontology annotation, molecular function: protein binding. The record is from RefSeq and is a predicted model, not a curated record. The transcript is spliced from 4 exons. NCBI's taxonomy places the organism in Eukaryota, Metazoa, Mollusca, Bivalvia, Venerida, Veneridae. Bases 1 to 993 code for a protein of 330 amino acids. Gene Ontology annotation, biological process: signal transduction.
AUGACCGAUUUAGAACGACAUCGGCCGAUGUUAGAGAUUUUUUGGCGGGAAAAUGCAAUUUGGGAGCAGAAAGAGAAUAGUGCGUUCUAUGAACUCAAGGACCUUUUACUAAAUUAUUUGGAGAAACUUGGAUUCAUCGCUAAACCACAGCAGCUUCCCGAUGUUACUGAUGACACAGAUUACUACUUUGCACCGUGUGUCCUGAAACAUCCACCACCAGAUGACUUGUUAAUACAACAAGACAACACGGACAACAGGUCCACCAGUAAACUGUGUUUGACAACCGAAUUAAGAUUUCUACCCACAGCUGUCUUCAACAAACUCCUAGCCGCUUGUAUCAACAAAUGGCCACUGUCCAAAUCAAAUUCAAAACAUUUAAUUUUCUGCGGGUGUGCGGUCUUUGAUCUCGAAGGAAAUCAUACACUUUAUUUGUACUUUUUCGAUCAUGUAAUUCAGAUUUGGAUUACAAAAUUUAGCACCCAGAACGAAGAGCCAUCCAAACGUUUAUGUUCCCAAGUUUACGCAUUUGUCUUAGACACUCUCGCCAACAGCUUGCACCUUUCGGAUCAUCUCAAGGUGUUCUUCAAAUGCCGGUCUUCUCAGCAUAAUUCAAAUGAAGACAUGUUUUCAGAAGAUGAACUUUCUGAAGAUAAAGAAGUUGUAUGUAACUGCAGGACAAAAAAGCACGUGUUACAAACUAAUGAGCUAACCAGUUACUGGCAUUGUACAGAGGAAGAUCCUUCUGAAGAAAUGUUAACAGAUAAAGACAUCCAUCGCAUUGCUCAAAACAUUGGUAAAGAAUACGAGACGCUCGCGUUAGAACUUGGUUUAUCCCAAGCCGAGAUGGAUCACAUUAGCCUUGAUUCCAACACUGCCAUAGACAGAAUAAGACGUAUGCUUCUUCGAUGGAGAGAUAAGAUGAAAGGGGAAGCUACUCUGGACACUUUAACAGAAGCUAUGAAAGCUGUUGGAAUUGACUCUAGUACAGUUUAAGAAAGUGCAAAAAGUACAAUGUAGAUGUAGCAGGAUGAGAAAAAUGUGCAGCCUGGCCGGGCCUUAAACCCGGGAUCCUUGAAAUGCCGUUCCGCGGCUCUACCGACUGAUUACACAUCUUUUCCCCUAAAUAGUGAACAGUCCUUAACCGUGACAUAGAUACCAAAAUGGAAAAGGUUUAAAAUGAAUGAAAUGCUUUUCUAGUUGCAAAAGUAGAAUUUAUCCGAAUAUUAUUUGCAUUUGUGAUUGAUUAAAGGUGUGCGGGACAAAAUAUAUAUAUUGUGCUUCAAAAUUAUGUUUUAAAACCGUUUUGUAGUCCAGUGUUCCUUGGUAUGCAUUCUAAAACCGAUUACUUUCCUUCCUGAUUUGUUUAACAGUAAAUCCAAAUUCUUAGAAGAAAUCAAAGAUCCUGGAUAAUAUGGUCAGUUAAUCGGUUUUUGCAUAUACUCGCUGUAUGUAAAUGCUUGAUUUUGGAUACGGUUGAAACAUACUAUCAUAUUGUCAAUUGUGUUCGUUCUAAAUCUACAAUAAUCUAAUAACUGAUACGGUCAGAGACACAUAUCAGUAUUGAUUUUCCCAUAGACUUUCAUUAUGAGAAAUGGUCCCUAAUCCUAGCUUAAAAUUAAGUUUUCAAGUUAAAGAGGUGAUUUUUCUUUGAGAAUGAAACGCCUAACACAUAAAAACGAUCUUCUGAUAUAGGGGUAGCCAACCAAAUAUUUUGCAAAAUGACUUCAAAGAGGAUUAUCCGCUUUUCAUUGAAAUUUUCUGCUGAUCACAGGACUGACACACA